Messenger RNA from Leucoraja erinaceus (little skate), 4292 nucleotides. RefSeq lists its product as uncharacterized. The record is from RefSeq and is a predicted model, not a curated record. NCBI's taxonomy places the organism in Eukaryota, Metazoa, Chordata, Chondrichthyes, Rajiformes, Rajidae. The transcript is spliced from 5 exons. Bases 309 to 4292 code for a protein of 1327 amino acids. Gene Ontology annotation, molecular function: protein binding; GTP binding.
CAGUUUCCGGAGAGGAACCCGCGGCAGCACUUGAACAGGUUCAGAAUAUCGUCCCCCCACAGAUAUCACCGCUGGCAUUGGAGUCGACUCUGGGAUUUGUUCAAGGCGGCGGCACAUCAGAGCUCCCGGCGCGGUGCUUGUGUCAGUCCGGUGAGGGUCAGCGUCUGACUUCAGCGCUGACAGUGCAGGAGGGGGCUCCCAGCGAGACCGUUCAUCCCAUCGUCAACGCUGCAAUCCCACUACAGCCGCAGACGGACGCUUCCUCGACCGGUCACUGGCGUUCCUGUGUCUCCAAUCCCGGUGCAGUGAUGAGUGCAAACUUGCAACUGGCCGCUCUGGGCCGGCCUUUCCAGUUGGGAAUGCUGUACGACUGCCGUUCAGACGCUCUGAUCCCAGGCGUCACAUUGUGGGAUUUACAGACGCUGCAGAGCAACCUUGAUCGUCGUGACCAGCCCAGCACUGAGUUUCACAUCAUUGCAUCAGACUCCAUGGAAAGCAAAUCCGCUGUCCUCAAUGUGUCAGCAUCACUGAAGGCGAGUUUCCUGGGUGGGUUAGUGAAGGUGAAAGGGUCGGCAAAAUAUCUCAGCAACACGAAGGAAUCAAAGCAACAAGCACGAGUUACCCUUCAGUACAAAGCAACAACCAGGUUUGAACAACUGACGAUGAGUCACUUAGGGAGACAGAAUAUUACCUACCCGAGUGUGUUUGAUGAGGGCUCAGCCACCCAUGUCAUUACAGCAGUGCUGUAUGGGGCCCAGGCCUUCUUUGUGUUUGAUCAAAUGGCUUCAUCAGCAGAGAAGAUGCAGGAUAUUCAGGGUAACAUGGAGGCAACGAUUAAACUUCUUCCUCAGAUUGCGAUUGAGGGCGAGGCCUCCCUAGAAAUGACAGAAGAACAAAAGUCACAUGCCGAGGAAUUUAGCUGCAAAUUUCAUGGGGAUUUCUCACUGAAGAACAAUCCCACCACAUUCAAAGAAGCCAUCAAUAUCUACGCAACACUUCCAAACCUCCUGGGUCCAGAUGGAGAGCAUUCAGUGCCCAUCACAGUCUGGCUCUAUCCUCUCAAUAAACUUGACUCAAAAGCUGCCCAGCUGGUGAGGGAGAUCAGCGUGGGACUGGUCAAUCGCUGCCAGGAUGUCCUAGAACAGCUCAAUGAGGCCGUGAUGAGGUGCAAUGAUCUGAUGAAAGACAGUGUCGCAGAUCAGUUUCCCGAGAUUAUAAAUAUUAUACAUCGAUUCCAAAAGAUGUGUCUGGAGUACAAAUUAGUUUUCCAGGGGACUUUAUGUAAAGUUUUACCGUCCAUUCGGGGCGGUGGGAAGGAGGAAGUGUUGCUGGCGGACAUACUGAAGAACAGGGAGCAGUCACCAUUCAAUGACCAGGCACUGACCACAUGGCUGGAUGACAAGGCACGGGAGAUGAGGGUUGUGCAACUUUACCUCAGAAUAUUGAAAGACAUACCAGUUGUGAAAUCACAGAUUGAGAUACAUGAAAUGUUUAUGGAUUUAGCAACAGUUUACGUGGUCUGCUUUACAUUUACAACAUUACAUCAUGAGGAUCUCUACCUGUCAGAGGCAAACAACUACCUCCAAUCUCUCACAGCUCAGAAAAUGGAGACACAACCUCCUGCUGAUGGAGCCUGUACACAACGACAAAGUGACUCCUGGCUUAACUUGUCAUCUGUGUCCCGGAAGAUGAGGGAGCUAUCAAGAUCAUUCCUGGAAUUUGCCACCGCCAAUAUAGCAGAUGGGAAAAUAAAAUUUGCUGUUGUAUCUGUGCGGGAUGACAGCAACAUAGGAGCGUCAAUUUACCUGUAUGAUGGAGGAUGUCUGGAGAACCGGUGCUUUGUUCCUCCGUCACAGCCCGAGAUACCCACGUCUAGUAGAACGACACAUGACAGUGUGACUCUGCAGUUACAGCCACCAACAUUUGGUGCCGGUGAGAUUGUGGGCUACAAGGUAGAGUACCGAGGUAGCCAGCAGGAAGAAUGGACAAUUCUGGAUACACCUGAUCAAUGCCACUCCUUCACAAUACCUGGGUUAGAGCCACACCAGGAGUAUCACUUCCGAUACAGAGCAGUGACCAAGGUAGGGGUCAGCAAGGCCAGUGAGAGCUACAGGGACAUCACCCGACCAGCAAGUCCACCUGGUAAACCAGUCUUCCAGGAUUGUUCAUCCAGCCCAACACUGCACUGGGACAGACCAGGUCAGAUUGGAGCUGAUGUUAAUAUAUUUUGGUACAGAAUUGAAUAUAGAGAAGAACCGUCAGUUAAUUUCAACAUGAACGAUGGAUUAUGGGAGGAAGUUAAGACAACAGGCGGACAAUGUCACUUUCGUUUAGAGGGACUAAAACCCACGGCCGUCUACCGAGUCCGAGUGUCUGCUGACUGUGGAGAAACAGGGUCUAGUGAAGCAAGUGAGGAGGUUUCAAUAAAAAUAGGAAACACACCAAUCACAAUAACCCGGAAACAUCGCACAGACACACAAUUAAUAUCCAAAGGAAACCCUUCCAUUUACAAGCUCAAACUACAGGAGGAGGUAGCUGAUAAAAGCAAACAGCUUGUGAAAUGCUCCUUCGGAAAACCCACCUCAAGCUACACAAUGAAGACAAUUAUGGUUCUGGGAGCAACUGGCACAGGAAAGACAACCCUCAUCAAUGGGAUGAUCAACUACAUCUUGGGCGUGGAAUGGGGAGACAACUUCAGAUACAUGUUAAUACAGGAAGAGACAGGAAAAUCCCAGGCUGAGAGUCAGACAUCCUCCAUCACUGCCUACAUGCUCCACCAUCAGGUAGGAUUUAACAUUGAUUACUCUCUGACGAUCAUUGACACGCCAGGAUUCUGUACCAGGGGCAUCAGCCGGGAUCAACAGAUCACUGAGCAAAUCCGCGAGUUCUUCUCUUCUCCACAGGGUGUUGAUCAGAUUGACGCAGUGUGUUUUGUUGUUCAAGCCUCCCUGGCUCGCCUCACUUACACACAGAAAUAUGUCUUUGAUUCGAUUCUUUCUAUGUUCGGCAAAGAUAUUGCAGAAAACAUUCAUAUUAUGGUGACGUUCGCAGACGGACAGCCUCCCCCCGUCCUGGAUAUCCUGCAAUCAGCUGAGGUACCGUGUCCCAAAGACACAGCGGGUCUGCCAGUACACUUCAAGUUUAACAAUUCAGCCAUUUUUGCCCAGCGUCCAACCUCUGUAAACUAUGGCUACGAGUGCAGAUCCCAUGACAGCGGCAUAGGGGGAGGGAACGAUGAUAACUUUGAUGCAAUGUUUUGGAAGAUGGGAGCAAACAGUAUGAAGAAAUUCUUCACAGCUCUGAACACAAUGGAAACCAAAAGUUUGAGUUUAACGAGAGAGGUUCUGAAGGAACGUAAGCAGUUUGAAGUUACAGUGGAGGGGUUGCAGAUUCAGAUCCGAGUUGUUCUCGCCAAAAGGGAAGAACUCAGGAUAACACAACAAGUUCUGAACCAACACCAGACCGAGCUGGAUGCAAAGAUGACCCAGCAGAAUGUUAUGGAAUCACUUGAGCGGGAGAUUGAUGAGGUGGAGAACACAGUUCUGCUGCUGGCUGAUCAAUUAUCCGGCAGCAUUAGACGACUUGAAGAAAUAGCUCUGAGCACAAACCCAUUAUACACCCCAGAUUACAUUGACCUCAUGAUUCAGUCUGAGACAGAAGAGGCGAAGCCCAGGUUCAUGGAGCAAUUUCAGACACUGAGAGAAAUAAAGGAAUGGGCAGAGUUAAUACAAAAGGGAUCAUCACCUUCCAUGUCCUGGGCACCGUCACCAGAUGGACGAAGGACCUUCUCUAUGAAGAACCAGCCUCAGGACAGAGCUAACCAGAUGCCUCCAACAGCACCCAAUAUCAUCUGCAAGAGUGGCCUUAAGGCACCAGACAUCAGUGUAGAGCUGGGAGGCAGCUGCUCAGUAUCGCCGUCAUUGGAAUGUGAUCCAGAGCAGAUUCCAUGGUGUUGUUUACAGGGACCUGGGGACCUGGUUAAAGGCAAAUAUUUGUUGGUAAGACUGAAACUCAUAGAAUACCACCCGCAUCCCAGUCGGUCUCCGGGAGGGAACCCGCGGCAGGUGAUACAGAUAUCACCGCUGGCAUUGAAGUCGUCUCUGGGAAUUGUUAAAGGCGUAUCGGCAAACCAGAGCUCCCAGCGCGGGGCUUGUUGUCAUUCCGGUGACAUUCAGGGUCUGACUUCAGCGCUGACAGUGCAGGAGGAUGCACCCAGCGAGGCCGUUCGUCCCAUCGUCAAUGCGGCAACCCCCCUUCAGCUGCAGACAGACGCUUCCUCGACCAGUGAAUGA